Messenger RNA from Penicillium coprophilum, 2718 nucleotides. RefSeq names its product dipeptidyl aminopeptidase dapB (gene dapB). The coding region runs from base 1 to 2718 and encodes 905 amino acids. The transcript is spliced from 3 exons. Gene Ontology annotation, biological process: proteolysis. Gene Ontology annotation, molecular function: serine-type peptidase activity; dipeptidyl-peptidase activity. Lineage: Eukaryota; Fungi; Ascomycota; Eurotiomycetes; Eurotiales; Aspergillaceae. The record is from RefSeq and is a predicted model, not a curated record.
AUGGGGAAGUUCGAAGAUGAGGGGACCCCAGAGUCCCUACCGUUGACUCGACAAGGAUCCGAAUCCCCUAUCUCACAAAUGUCCACCGAUUCGGGUCUAUCGAUCGCCUCCGAAUCGUUUAUGAAGAACCAUAAGGGAGGCAACACGAUGCCGAGGGAGGAAGGGGAUGGACAUAGAUACCGGGAUAUUGAAGAUGAAGGGGAACAUGACUCAGAUGAGCCUCUAAUACCAAGCGGGCAGAAGUCAGGGUCGUCUAGUCGCCUGCGCCGGAUCGUAUGGUUACUGGUGUUGCUUUGCGUCGGUGGCUGGGCGCUUGCCUUCGUGCUGUUCCUCACGCAGAAACGACCCAAUGCCGCGGCGCUCUCAUCUGCCUCAGGAGUGGAUACUCAUGAACCAGACUCGAUAUCGAUCACCGGUGGUAUAAGCCACGGGAAACCAGUGACACUUGAGCAAGUAUUAUCUGGGACCUGGUCUCCGAAGUCCCAUGCGAUCUCCUGGAUUGCAGGCCCAAACGGCGAGGAUGGGCUUCUGGUUGAGCAGGGUGAGCAGCAAGACGCUUUUUUGCGUGUGAAAGAUAUCCGCAGUAGUAAGGACGGUGUCGAUAAUCUCGAGACCAGAGUGUUGAUGAAGAAGGGGUACAUCUGGUUUGAUGGAGAGGCCAUGCAACCAGCCAAGACAUGGCCAAGCCCUGAUAUGAACAAGGUCUUGGUCAUGACUGACACUCAAUCCAAUUGGAGACACUCGUACUUUGGGAAAUAUUGGAUCUUUGAUGUGGCGACACAAAAGGCCGAGCCGCUAGAUCCAGGGAACCUGAGUGGACGGGUACAGCUUGCAGCUUGGGCGCCAACUUCCGAUGCAGUUGUGUUUGUUCGCGAGAAUAAUCUAUACUUGCGCAAGCUGGCCUCCUUAGAGGUUACCCCCAUCACCAAGGAUGGCGACGAGAACCUCUUUUAUGGUGUUCCAGAUUGGGUGUAUGAGGAAGAAGUAUUUGCAGGCAACACCGGCACCUGGUGGUCUGGCGAUGGAAAGUUUGUCGCAUUCCUGCGAACAAACGAGUCAGCAGUUCCUGAAUAUCCUAUUCAGUACUUCCUUUCACAUCCAUCAGGCAAACAGCCACCGCCAGGACUUGAAAAUUACCCCGAAGUCAGGCAAAUCAAAUACCCGAAACCCGGCAGCCCGAAUCCAAUCGUCAAUCUACAGUUUUAUGAUGUCGAGAAGAAUGAAGUUUUUUCAUUUGAUAUGCCAGAUGACUUUACUGACGAUGAAAGAAUUAUUAUUGAGAUCGUCUGGGCAUCUGAGGGUAAGGUUUUGAUCCGAGAGACCAAUCGCGAAAGCGACGUUGUGAAGAUCUUUGUUAUGGACACAAAGGCCCGAACUGGAAAACUGGUGCGGUCAGAGGAUAUCGCAGCUCUUGACGGUGGCUGGGUUGAGCCUUCACAGUCCACUCGAUUUAUUCCCGCUGACCCCAAAAAUGGACGACCACACGAUGGCUAUAUUGACACUGUCAUUUAUGAGGGCUAUGAUCAUUUGGCUUAUUUCACACCUUUCGACAACCCACAGCCUGUGAUGUUGACCAAUGGCAAUUGGGAGGUUGUCAAGGCACCGUCUGCUGUCGACCUGACGAAGGGUCUCGUAUACUUCAUUGCCACAAAGGAGGCUCCAACCCAGCGUCACGUCUACUCGGUCAAAUUGGACGGCUCCGAUCUUCGCCCUCUGACGAACACGUCAGCACUCGGCUUUUUCGAUGUUUCAUUUUCCCAUGGAGCCGGCUAUGGUUUACUCAGCUAUAGAGGCCCAUCGGUACCGUGGCAGUCCGUGAUCAGCACCCAACGUGACGAAGUUGAAUUCAUAAACAUCAUCGAAGAGAACCUUGAACUCGCUAAGAUGGUUAAAGAAUUUGCUCUUCCAACCGAGGUGUACACCAACGUUACCAUUGAUGAUUACACGCUCCAAGUUCUGGAGCGGCGCCCUCCAAAUUUCAACCCUGCAAAGAAAUAUCCCGUGCUUUUCUUUCUAUAUGGUGGACCAGGAUCGCAAACAGUCGACCGCAAGUUCACGAUUGACUUCCAGACCUAUGUCGCCUCGAGCCUGGGUUAUAUUGUUGUCACUGUGGACGGUCGAGGAACAGGCUUCAUUGGGAGAGAAGCCCGCUGCGUUGUCCGUGGUAAUAUCGGCCAUUACGAAGCUCUCGAUCAGAUCGCGACGGCCAAGAUUUGGGCUAGCAAGAACUAUGUGGAUGAAAGCCGUAUGGCAGUUUGGGGCUGGAGCUACGGUGGCUACAUGACCUUGAAGGUCCUUGAACAAGAUGCGGGCGAGACAUUCCAAUAUGGCAUGGCCGUUGCGCCCGUCACUGAUUGGAGGUUCUAUGACUCCAUCUAUACAGAACGUUAUAUGCAUACCCCCGAGCACAAUCCCUCAGGCUACGCGAAUGCCUCCAUCAGUGAUGUGACGGCCCUAGGCCACAGUGUUCGGUUUUUGAUCAUGCACGGUGUUGCCGACGACAACGUUCAUCUCCAAAAUACCCUUGUGCUGAUUGACAAGCUGGAUUUGGAGAAUAUCGCCAACUACGACAUGCAGGUCUUCCCAGACUCAGAUCAUAGUAUACAAUUCCACAUGGCGCAUGCGCUUGUUUAUGAACGUCUCUCGAGCUGGCUCAUCAAUGCGUUCAAUGGUGAAUGGCAUCGGACCACGAGUCCGAGACCACAGAAGUCGACGUGA